GACUUCAUACUCAGCUUUCACCUGGGACUCCUGGGACGUGCAUAUUUUCUUCGGUCGUGUGUAGUGCGUAGGAAGAGGUAUCAUGCUCCGUACUGUGCUUUCUCGGGUAUCGACCCGGCUGAGUCGACUCUCGGUGUGUCACUACUCUGCGGCCGCCAUCCCAGCGCCCAACACUCAGCCCGACGUCCAGUACAACAAGCUGUUUAUCAACAACCAGUGGAAGGAUGCAAUCAGUGGGAAAACCUUUCCUACCAUCAAUCCAGCGACUGGUGAAGUCAUCUGUCAAGUGGCUGAGGCUGAUGAGGCAGAUGUAGAGGUGGCAGUCAAAGCUGCUCGUAAUGCCUUCGCGUUGGGGUCACCUUGGCGCCGGAUGGAUGCCUCUCAUCGUGGUCUGCUACUCAACCGGCUGGCCGAUGCCAUUGAGAGGGAUUCUGCCUACCUUGCUGAAUUGGAGACUCUUGACAAUGGGAAGCCAUAUGCAAUUUCCUAUGCUGUGGAUCUGCCUACUGUGGUGAAAUGCCUCAGGUACUAUGGAGGCUGGGCUGACAAAUGGGAGGGGAAAACCAUCCCCAUUGAUGGAGAUUAUUUCUGCUACACCAGACAUGAGCCAAUUGGAGUCUGUGGGCAGAUCAUACCGUGGAACUUUCCUCUCUUGAUGUUGGCCUGGAAACUUGGCCCGGCCCUUGCAACUGGUAACACUGUGGUGCUGAAGACUGCAGAGCAAACACCACUCACAGCACUCUAUGUUGCUAGCCUGAUCAAAGAGGUGGGUUUUCCUGAAGGUGUUGUAAACAUUUUGUCUGGAAUGGGACCGACAGCUGGGGCUGCCAUUGCAAGACACAUGGAUGUUGACAAGGUGGCCUUUACUGGAUCCACAGAGGUGGGUCAUCUGAUCCAGCAGGCUUCAGGCAGCAGUAACCUGAAGAAAGUCACUCUGGAGCUGGGAGGAAAGAGCCCCAAUAUCAUCCUGUCUGAUGCCAACAUGGAAGAUGCUGUGGAGCAGUCCCACUUUGCCCUGUUCUUCAACCAAGGCCAGUGCUGCUGUGCUGGCUCUCGAACUUACGUCCAAGCAGACAUCUACGAUGAGUUUGUGGAACGCAGUGCUGAACGAGCCAAGAGACGAGUGGUUGGGGACCCUUUUGAUUUGAAGACAGAGCAGGGACCUCAGGUAGAUCAGGAGCAGUUCAAUAAGAUUCUGGGCUACAUCAGCAGUGGGAAGAGAGAAGGUGCCAAGCUGAUGUGUGGAGGAGGAGUGGCUGCAGACAGAGGAUACUUCAUCCAGCCAACUGUGUUUGGAGAUGUCCAAGACAACAUGGUCAUUGCCAGGGAGGAGAUCUUUGGUCCGGUGAUGCAGAUCUUGAAGUUUAAAACACUGGAGGAGGUAGUGACAAGAGCCAAUGAUACUAAAUAUGGUCUUGCAGCCGCAGUGUUUACGAAGGACAUUGAUAAGGCCAACUAUGUGUCCAAUGCUCUCCGUGCUGGUACAGUCUGGAUAAAUUGUUAUGACGUGUUUGGUGCUCAGGCUCCAUUUGGAGGCUACAAGGCUUCAGGGAAUGGCAGAGAGCUCGGAGAGUAUGGUCUGGACAACUAUACUGAAGUUAAAACGGUGACCAUCAAGGUACCACAGAAGAAUUCUUAGACAUGUGCACUGAGGCCAGUGAGCUGCUGAUUGCUGUCAGCCAGAAAAAUGAUGAGAAGAGACCUUAGAGUUUGAUACUCUGCUGUGAUCUGCACUGAAUAAUUCUGCUUGCUUUCUGAUAGAUGUAAGCAGAGCAUUCCCUUUGAAGCAAGCUUGAAUCUUCGCUAUGGAUUCUUUUUGACAGUGAACUAAAACCCCACUUAAACUUUACAGCAUUAAAAAUAUCAUAGUUGCCAAAUUAUAAAUACAUUGAUUACAGCAUUUCAUCACAACACAGAAGAUAUUUCAAUCACUAGAAUUUAAAAAACUGUUCAUGCACAUGCUUUUCAUGCAUAAAAAUAUUACAGCAGUAGUUAUUAAAUGUGAACUAAACUCUGUAAUCUGGAGACUGAGCUUUUUUUUGUAAUUUUUCAGAAUAAAUGUAUUUGAGGUAU
This is a messenger RNA of Amphiprion ocellaris (clown anemonefish), 2073 nucleotides long. RefSeq names its product aldehyde dehydrogenase 2 family member. Bases 83 to 1639 code for a protein of 518 amino acids. NCBI's taxonomy places the organism in Eukaryota, Metazoa, Chordata, Actinopteri, Pomacentridae. The record is from RefSeq and is a predicted model, not a curated record. The transcript has 13 exons. Gene Ontology annotation, molecular function: aldehyde dehydrogenase (NAD+) activity.